CGGAUUAUCGUGAGUCCACUGUAUGACACAUAUAACAAAAGGCGAUUACUUCAUUUAUCAAUAUGACUGGUUAUAUUGACAAGGGCCUCCGGCGAGUCAAUACUAUAAAGUGUAGACCAGUAUUACGUGUCAUUGGGUGGCAGUCACCCCAGACGGACGGCCAGUUUGACUCUAGUUCAGGAGCUGUGAGGACAUAUAGCUAUACUACAGUAGUCACCCCAAACAGACGGCCAGUUUGACUCUAGUUCAGGAACUGUGAGGACAUAUAGUUAUACUACAGUGGUCACCCCAGACGGACGGCCAGUUUGACGCUAGUUCAGGAACUGUGAGGACAUAUAGUUAUACUACAGCCAGAUACCGGGACGUUCAUAUCAUCCUCGUUUGUUUCACGAAGAUCGUAGAACCGGAAUAUAACGUUAACACCUAUUGACUUAUAUAACAAUGUCCAAUUAGAAGGGGAGGACUUACAAGUACUGAGAUGUCACGUGGGAAGUCGGAUCGUCCAUCUUCUCAACGGAGUCAGGGGACAAAACAAAGGGAGAAAGGAUCCACCUGUGAUAUAUGUGGUAAAUGGUUUAAAAUGUCAUCUAACCUUACGGGUCACAUCAGAAUGCAUACUGGAGAGAAACCAUUCAAGUGUGAUAUCUGUGGUAAGGCAUUUAAAAGUUCAUCUAAUCUAAAACAACAUACAAGAUUACAUACUGGAGAGAAACCUUACGAGUGCAAUGUUUGUGGUAAGGGAUACAUAAGUUCAUCAAGCCUGAACGAACAUACAAAAACACAUUCCGAAAAAAAACCUUACAAAUGUGAUUUUUGUGGUAAGGAAUUCUAUACUUCAUCUCAACGCAAGCAACAUACCAGAAUACAUACCGGUGAGAUGCCAUACACGUGUGAUAUAUGUGGUAAGGGGUUGCUGACUCCAUCUAGACUAAAACAGCAUAUCAGAGCGCAUACUGGAGAGAGACCUUACAAGUGUGAUAUUUGUGGUAAGGAAUAUAUAAAUUCAGUUAUAUUGAAAGAACAUACUAGACAACAUACCGGAGAGAGACCUUACAAGUGUGAUAUUUGUGGUAAUAAAUUUAUAAAUUCACUUAAAUUGAAAGAACAUACUAGACAACAUACCGGAGAGAAGCCUUACAAGUGUGAUAUUUGUGGUAACGAAUUCAUUUCCUCAUCUGGCCUUAAACUGCAUCAGAGAAGACACGAGGGAGUGAAGCCGUUCCAGUGUGAUAUUUGUGGUAAAGAAUUUAUGACGUCAUAUAGCCUGAAGGUACAUACCAGAACGCAUACCGGAGAGAAACCUCAUCGUUGCGAUACUUGUGGUAAGACAUUCAUUACCUCAUCUCUAGUCAAACGACAUAAACUCACACAUACCGGAGAGAAGCCUUACACGUGCGAUAUUUGUGGUAAGGGAUUCAGUCUAAUGGAUCGCGUUAAGGAGCAUGUCAAAAUCCACACUGGAGAGAAGCAUUACAAGUGUGAAAUUUGUGGUAAGGGAUUUAUAAGUUCAUCUUACCUAAAGAAACAUACCAGAACACAUACUGGAGAGAAGCCUUACACAUGUGAUAUUUGUGGUAAGGGAUUCAGUAAGAUAUCUAGCGUUAAGGAACAUGCCAAAAAUCACACUCGCGAAGGCAUUUACAAGUGUGACAUUUGUGGUAACGGAUUCAAAAAAUCAUCUACCCUCAAGGCACAUAUCAGAACACACACAGGCGAGAAGCAUAACAAGAGUGACAUAAUUGAUAAGGGAGUCUGUACCUCAUUACAACACAAACCACAUAAAAUGUCACAUACCAGGAAGAAGCCUUACAUGUGUGAUUUUUGUGGGAACAGAUUCAGUAAGUCAUCUUUCCUAAAGCAACAUAUCAGAACACAUACUGGAGAGAAGCCUUAUAAGUGUGAUUUAUGUGGCAAAGGAUUCAGUCAAUCAGCUAACCUAAAAAGACAUAAACUAACCCAUAAUACAGAAGAUAGGACUGAUUCAUGUUAUAAUCAGGGGGGAUCAGGGUGUCAGCCCCCUCUUCCACUUGUGUCAUCCAGCAUCGAUAACUCCAUAAAACAAACCGUUAGCUCUUCUGAAAACUGGAAAUAAGUGAGUCUACAUGUGUUCACAAAAUGCCAGUGUUUGUGGGAUAGGUCUAAUUGGUGCCAAUGCUGGUGAAAACGAGACAACUGAUGUUUGCAAAGAUAGAACUGUGAAGAAAUCUGCAUGUGAUAAUAAGGUCGAUGCUAUAUAUCCCGGAAUGAAGGUGAUUAAGAGUGAGAAGGGUGUACCAGUGAUUUUGUACAGCAUGGAGAACAUGUUACAACAUUACUUUGAGAAACAAGACAGAAGCUGAAAAAGCUAAUAUAAACAAUCUGUACGCAUUAAUAUCGUAAAAUUACAUAUACUGUUCAAUGAAUUUAAACAUAAAUGUAAAAUAUCGUCUAUCGACGUUCGUUUCUAUAUGCCAAUUUUGAUACUUCAAGCACUGAAGAGUUCCAAUAUCGAAGAAUGAACAUUAAAACUCGCUUUACAAAUCGUCCUAGAGCACCCGACAACCCAAAAUUAAUACUAAUGAAACAGAUAAGAGCGAGAAAGUAUUUGUACGCAAAGUGCUAUAAAUUCCUACGAAAAUGACAGACAUCAUCAAAAUUAUUAAAAACGUUGUUAAUUAAUUGGCACUUCGCCAAUCAAUACCGGUUUAUAACGCCGUUAUGCAUCUGUACGUGAAUGAAUUAAAUAAUGUACAACACUU
Messenger RNA from Pecten maximus, 2738 nucleotides. RefSeq names its product zinc finger protein 62 homolog. The record is from RefSeq and is a predicted model, not a curated record. NCBI's taxonomy places the organism in Eukaryota, Metazoa, Mollusca, Bivalvia, Pectinida, Pectinidae.